GGUCCCCAGGACCAUGAUCCCCACCAAGGAGAAGGCCAGGGCUCCCAAGGACAGCAUGACGCUCCUGCCCUGCUUCUACUUCGUGGAGCUGCCCAUCGUAGCCUCCUCCAUCGUGACGCUCUAUUUCCUGGAGCUCACCGACCUCUUCAAGCCGGCCAAGGUGGGCUUCCAGUGCUACGACCGCGCUCUCUCCAUGCCCUAUGUGGAGACCAACGAGGAGCUCAUCCCGCUGCUCAUGCUGCUCAGCCUGGCCUUCGCCGCGCCGGCCGCAUCGAUCAUGGUUGGGGAGGGCAUCGUGUACUGCCUGCAGUCGCGGCUGAAGGGCCGCGCUGGUGCCGAGGGCAGCAUUAACGCCGGCGGCUGCAACUUCAACUCCUUCCUGCGCCGCACCGUAAGGUUUGUGGGCGUCCACGUGUUCGGGCUCUGUGCCACGGCGCUGGUGACGGACGUCAUCCAAUUGGCCACCGGCUACCACGCUCCCUUCUUCCUGACCGUCUGCAAGCCCAACUACACGCUGCUGGGUACCCCUUGCGAUGCCAACCCCUACAUCACGCAGGACAUCUGCUCGGGCACGGACAAACACGCCAUCCUCUCCGCUAGGAAAACCUUCCCAUCCCAGCACGCAACGCUCUCAGCGUUCGCUGCCGUCUACGUGUCGAUGUAUUUCAAUUCCAUCAUCUCGGACAGCACCAAACUCCUCAAGCCCAUCCUGGUCUUUGCCUUCGCCAUCGCCGCCGGCAUCUGCGGCCUGACCCAGAUCACCCAAUACCGCAGCCACCCGGCUGACGUCUACGUGGGCUUCCUCAUCGGCUCCGGCAUCGCUGCCUACCUGGCGUUCCACGCUGUCGGCAACUUCCGCGCCCCGACCGAGAGGGUCCCGGUGCCGGCGCCGGCCAAGGAUGCUCUGCGGGCGCUGACGCAGCGGGGCCACGACUCCGUGUACCAGCAGAACAAAUCGGUGAGCACCGACGAACUGAACCCGCAGGCGCGGCUGGAGGAGGCGGCGCGGCCGGUGCCGAGGGAGAAGAACUCCCUGGGUAGCCUGAAGCGGGCGAGCGUGGACGUGGACCUGCUGGCCCCCCGCAGCCCCAUGGGCAAGGAGAACAUGGUGACCUUCAGCAACACCCUGCCCCGCGUCAACACCCCGUCCAUGGACGACCCCGCGCGCCGCCACAUGACCAUCCACGUCCCCGUGGAUGCCUCCCGCUCCAAGCAGCUCAUCACCGAGUGGAAGCAGAAGUCAAUGGAGGGCCGGAGCAUGACGCUGGCGGAGGAGGCGGCGCAGGGCCGGGGUGCUGGGGAUGCCGCUGAGGAUGUGCCCCCAUCGCUGUACCCCACGGUGCAGGCACGCGCGGCUGAGAGGGCGGCCGUGGGACCCCGCGUCCUCAUCCAGCCCCGUGCGAGCGCCUCGCAGCUGGUGCACAUCCCCGAGGAAGGCGCCGGGGUCCCCACCGGGGGCACCGCAGCCGCGAGGGCCAAGUGGGUGAUGGUGGCUGAGAAAGGGGGUGCGCAGAGGGUGGCCAACCCGCCGCGCCUCAUGCAGGUCAUCGCCAUGUCCAAGCAGCAGGGCAUGGUGUCCGUCACCGCCAAGCACUCGGAGACGACGUCGUCGUCCUCCACCAGCUCCGACUCCUCGCAGUACCGCUCGCCAUCGGAGCGGGACAGCUCCAGCAUCAUCACCAUCGACGCCCAUGCUCCCCAUCACCCCGUCGUCCACCUCUCCGCCGGUAACGGGCCCUGGGAGUGGAAAUCAGGGCCGAAGGGGGCAGAGGGGCCGGAUGCCUACGAGCUGGGUGAGAUGGGGAAGGAGUUCCGCGGCUUCCACCCGGCCAAGAGCGCUGGGGUCUCACCGGGCUCCUCCAUCAGCGACAUGGAGCAGGACGAGCCGCGCUACGGCAGCCUGGCCGCCAUCGCCGGGGCCGACCGGGGGGGGGACACCGAGGGGCUGCCGGGUACCACCAGCCGCGAGUCCACGCUGCGGAGGAAGCCGAUGGAGAGGGAGGCGCAGGGGGACAGCGAGGGGGACCACUACUAUAAGAAAAUGCAAGCCGGGCGCAGGUUUAAGGACUGAGCCCCCUCCUCCUCCUCCUCCCCGGUGCCUUCCCCAGGGG
Molecule: messenger RNA, 2111 nt
Organism: Neopsephotus bourkii (Bourke's parrot)
Lineage: Eukaryota; Metazoa; Chordata; Aves; Psittaciformes; Psittacidae
Gene: PLPPR3
Product: phospholipid phosphatase related 3
Exons: 7
Coding region: 14-2071 (685 amino acids)
Biological process (GO): phospholipid dephosphorylation; phospholipid metabolic process; signal transduction
Molecular function (GO): phosphatidate phosphatase activity
Source: RefSeq, a predicted model, not a curated record